Messenger RNA from Cherax quadricarinatus, 1150 nucleotides. The record is from RefSeq and is a predicted model, not a curated record. NCBI's taxonomy places the organism in Eukaryota, Metazoa, Arthropoda, Malacostraca, Decapoda, Parastacidae.
UUUAGCAUACAAACAGAGGUACAAAAAAUACAGGUAAAAGCAGCAUGCCAAAGCCACUUAUAUGCAUACCAUUACGGGCUGGCUUAAAAUUAACUUAAGAUUAACUAAGCAAUGAUGAAAUGGUCCGAGUCGGACCGAAACGUCGUCGUAAGCUUCUCUCUUUUAUGUGCGGGUUAUUUGUAAUCCACAAAACAUUAACUUAGUUGAUGUUUGGCACUAUGGGAAUGAAGCGACUGAGAUCAUCUGUUAAAUCAGACCAUAAAUUCAUGAAGGUGCAGAAGCAUUUACAGCAUGAUCCGCCACCUUGGGGACCCACUAAGGAAGCUUGUGAAAGACUCUCAUCUUUAUAUAGUGCUGAGACACGUCUAGAAGAGCUUAUGACAAAAACACUAACUUUAGGAGAGAGCAGCUCUCCAUUUGUAUUUACUGCAACAGGCACUAGCAAGUCUUCAAAGGCAAUAAGGUCAAAGGAGCAUAGACGAAGGAGGCGUUUAGAGCACUUCAAAGGUCGAAGAUCCACAUAUAGCUCAUUGGAGAAAGAGAGAAGAGUGGACUUGCGUUAUUCUUUCGAGUACCUCCGCCUGCUUGUACCUGAAACCAAGAUCCUUGAUAAGAUCCCUAAGAUCCAAAUCCUUAAAAAGGCAGCCUUACACUGCAAGCAUCUCCAACAAACAGAACAGCAGCUACUGAAAGAGAAGGAAAAGUUAAAAAAACAGCUGGAAGAACUUGAACAGCUGAGAUUGCAAUGUAGUUGAGAUGGUGCUGUAAUCCACUCACCUGUAUAUGUAGUUAGUUGUAAGAUAAAAAAUAUUUAAAAUUGUACAUAAUAUCAAGGAUAGCAGAUAUCAAGGGAGCAUUGAAAGAGAGAGAGAGAGAGAGCAAAAGGUUUUUCAAGUUUUGAUAUAAGCUGCCUUUAUUGUACAGUGGUCCCUCGUUGUUCGUAAUUAAUCCGUUCCUGGAGCCGUUACUAUAAACGAAAUUUACGAUUUACGAAUCAAUUUUUCCCAUAAGAAAUAAUGUAAAUACAAUUAAUCCGUUCCUGACACCCAGAAGUAUUAAAGCAAAAAAAAUUUUAACAUGAAAUAUACAUGUAGUACAUAAACAAUACAAUGGGAAAUGAUGAAUGAAACAUUAACAGCAUAACACUUAC